CAUCACCGGCCCCGCCUCCGCCUCCAUAACUCCAUUAACUGCCGAAGCCGAGCUUGGCAUCAAGGCGCAACAGCCAUCGCCAGUUCACCACCCUGCACUUACAGUUAUCACACUCCCCCGCCGUCCCCGCAUACCACUACUAGUAAUACCUCCACCGCUUUGCUCUGCUCCUUGUUCAUUCCUUGCUUUGCUCGAUGCAACGGCACGAAUGGUAACACUGCCCUGUUUGCUUGUAAGCUGAGCUGAGCUCGGUAGGGAGAAUGGGUGAACUGGCGGCGCCGGCGGCAGCGGGUAGCCAAGAACCAGAGCAGGACGAGCAGGGGAGGCUCGCGGCGGCACUGGACGCCAUAAACUCUUUGAUCUCCGCUUCCUUCUCCGCCUCCCUCUUCCCGCUCAAGUGGCAGCUCAUCAGGGACAGGCUCAACCGGCUCCACGGCGGCCUCGCGGACAUCACCAUCAUCGCGCCCAACGACGGCGGCGAGAGGCACGAGGCGUUCGACGGCCUGCUGCGCGACGUCGCGGGCGCGGUGAGGGAGGCGCGGGAGCUGGUGCCGCGGAGCCAGGGGAAGCACUACGGCGGCGGCAAGCUGCGGCUGCGGAGCGACCUCGACGUCGUGGCGUCCACGCUCGACGCGCACGUGGCCCGGCUCGACGAGGUGUGCGCGUCGGGCUCGCUGACGCGCGCGCGGGCGCUCGUGGUGCCGCGGCCCUGCGCCGGCGCCAGCCGCGAGGACGUGCGGUUCUACGUGCGCGACCUCUUCGCCAGGCUCCGGGUGGGCGGCGCGGAGAUGCGGAGGGAGGCCGCCGCCGCGCUCAACGAGGUGCUGCGCGACGACGAGAAGUGCGUGCGGGUCGUCGUGGCCGACGUCGCCGACGGAGUCAGCCUUCUCGUCGGGCUGCUCGAGUGCCAAGACGCGCGUGUCCAAGAAGAGGCCCUGGACGCCGUGUCGAUGAUCGCCGGGUUCGACGCUUACAAGGGCGACCUCGUCGUCGGCGGAGUCAUCGCUCCGGUGAUCCGGGUUCUUGACACUGGUGCCGGCCCGGCAGCAAAGGGGCGAGCCGCGCGGGUGCUCAGCAAGCUCACGGAGAAUGCCGACAACGCGUGGGCCGUCGCCGCGCACGGCGGCGUCACGGCAUUGGUCAACGUCUGCUCUGACCGCCGCGCCAGCGGCGGCGAGGUCGUGUGCGCGGCGUGCCGGGUGCUGAGGAGCCUCGUGGGCGUCGACGAGAUCAGGAAGUACAUGGUGGCCGAUGCCGGGGCGGUGCCGGUGCUCGUGUCGCUCCUGCAAGGCCCCGCGGACGACGCGGCGCAAAUCCAGGCAAUCGAGCUCCUCGCCGCGAUCGCCUCCGGCGACAGCUCGUCCAGGGAGGUCGUGCUCCAGGAGGGCGCCGUCGAUUCCCUCGUCCGUGCGCUCGACCCGGGCAUCCCGCGCUCCUCGAAGGCACGGGAGGUGGCGCUUCGAGCCAUCGACGCGAUCUGCUUCUCGUCGCCGGACUCGGUCGAGCGGCUCGUCGGCGCCGUGUUCGUCAACCGCGUCCUCUUCUUCCUCCGCAACGGCGACAGCACGCUGCAGCAUUGCGCCCUAAAGGCGGCGCACCGCCUGUGCCACGUGUCGGAGGAGACCAAGAAGGCGAUGGGCGACGCCGGGUUCAUGCCGGAGCUGGUGGGCAUCGUCCAGGCGGCCAAAUCCCUCGAGACGAGGGAGAUGGCGGCGGAGGCGCUCUGCGCCAUGAUGUCCGUGCACCGCAACCGGAAGCGCUUCGUCCAGGACGAGCGCAACGUGGCGCAGGUACUUCAGCUGCUGGGCCCCGACGAGGAGAAACCCUCGCCGGCGAAGCGGUUCUUGCUGUCGACGCUGGUGCACCUGACCGACAGCAGCUCCGGCCGGAGGAAGAUCAUGUCAUCGGAGCAUGUCAGGAAUCUUGAGAAGCUCGCGGAGACGAAUGUGAUGGAUGCCAAGAAAAUCGUGAAGAAGCUUGGGGGGAGCAAGCUGAAGAACAUGUUCCAUGGCAUUUGGAGCCUGUGACCAGGAAGAUACUUCAUUAGUACUGUUUGUAUUGCUAGCUAACACAUAUAUGUUCACUCCACAUUUUGUUACUGUGAAUGAACGAAUAUCACUAUGGUGUGUUGCUACGGACACAACACAUCCCAUACGCACGGGCAGUUUCCUCUGUAUAUUUCCCAUCUCUGUCAAAUAAAGGUAUAAUCAACGUCAUUCUCCACCAUCUAUUUCCACUCA
This is a messenger RNA of Lolium rigidum, 2240 nucleotides long. RefSeq names its product U-box domain-containing protein 13-like. The transcript has 2 exons. The record is from RefSeq and is a predicted model, not a curated record. The coding region runs from base 261 to 2027 and encodes 588 amino acids. NCBI's taxonomy places the organism in Eukaryota, Viridiplantae, Streptophyta, Magnoliopsida, Poales, Poaceae. Gene Ontology annotation, molecular function: protein binding.